This is a messenger RNA of Corticium candelabrum, 662 nucleotides long. Its product is annotated as transmembrane protein 65-like. NCBI's taxonomy places the organism in Eukaryota, Metazoa, Porifera, Homoscleromorpha, Homosclerophorida, Plakinidae. Bases 67 to 612 code for a protein of 181 amino acids. The record is from RefSeq and is a predicted model, not a curated record. Gene Ontology annotation, cellular component: mitochondrion. The transcript is spliced from 6 exons.
UUUUCUGUGCGAUCGCCACACUCUUGUUGUCGCCUCUUUCUUCUAUUGACGAGGUCACUAGGAACGAUGGGCAGAGGUGGUGAUACGUUGGGGGCGUGGUCGUUGUCAUCCGGUGAAAAGGCGCGGGUGUUUGUCAACCAACUUGGAGUGAAAGAGCGCAGCAAUUUGUUGAUGGCGCUGAAGCAAACGCGAGAAGAAAGUUUGGUGAAAAGUGACGAGAAAGAGCCGACAAGAAAGCAGCUGUUGCGCUGGGCAGGGAUUAGUGGCAUCCCCUUCAUCGGCUUUGGACUUGUGGACAACUGUGUCAUGAUCACAGCAGGUGAGUAUAUUGAUAUUAGUAUUGGAGCAUCGCUUGGUAUUACGACGAUGGCAGCGGCCGCACUUGGCAACAUGGUGUCUGAUGUGUCAGGAUUGGGGUUGGCUGGGACAAUAGAGGGAAUGGCAGCCAAACUCGGCUCUCGAAUUCCUCAAUUAUCACCCAAACAACUGAUGAUGACUAGAACCAGACUAUCUAGCUAUUUGGGACGUGUAGUCGGCGUUUGCAUCGGCUGCUUCCUGGGAAUGUUCCCUCUGCUACUAUUGUCAACCAACAAAGAGACAGACGACGAAUAACAGCCACCACACGUGACCCAAACUACGGCCACACUAGACAAAUACCUCGA